This is a messenger RNA of Nothobranchius furzeri (turquoise killifish), 2998 nucleotides long. NCBI's taxonomy places the organism in Eukaryota, Metazoa, Chordata, Actinopteri, Cyprinodontiformes, Nothobranchiidae. The record is from RefSeq and is a predicted model, not a curated record.
UCUUUAAAGGGGGAGUAGCCUUGCUAUAGAUGAUGCUGAGGAUCACAAUCUCUCCAGACCCUUAAAGAGACUGAGGAUGUUUGUAGAUGACGUAGAAAAACAAAUCAUUGGUCAGGGUUUAGUCUUGAUGUUUUGUCUUCCUGCUUCUCUGUCCAGAUCUUUGUAAGGCACAGAUGGACAAGCAGCUGAUGCGGUGCAGCUCUCUUCACAGUGUACUCCAGCGAGGACCCGGAGGCGUCUUGAAAUAGAAUUUCAGGGGAGGGGGAGGACAGAAAAGAAGAGUGGGUGGGGGGAAUUUUAGAGAGAGAGCAUUGGUAUGCCAGGCUCAGUACCUAGCAUGGCUGUGCAGAAGAAGCAGAGUGUCAUCCCUCCAUCGCAGGGACCACUUCCUACACGUACCAUCGAGAGCCACAGGACUGGAAACAAAUCUGAGAACACGAGAGCUAGCAAUGGACUAAAUGUUGAUGAGAGGCUGAAAGCAGCUCGAGAAAGAAGAGAGGAACACCAGAAGUUACUUGCUUCCAGGGAACUGAGUCGAUUGGAGCGGGAACAGCGGGCCCAGAGGUACUAUGAACAACAACUGCAGGAGCGCAAGAAGAAGCUGCUGGAGCAACGGCUCAAAGAGGAGAGGAGGCGUGCCGCGGUGGAGGAGAAGCGCCGGCAGAGGCUGAGAGUGGAGAAAGAGCGGUAUGAAUCUGCAGUACGCAGGACGCUGGAGAAGAGCCAAAGGGUCCAACAGCAGCUCAGCCAAAACUCCCGAGGAAGGAAGCCCGCAAAGAAUGCUCACACCUUUACGCCGAUCAAUACACUAGUUCCACGUCGCUUGCCUCUGACAACGUGGGAGAAGAAUCUGGUCAGCCGCCUCCUUGCCCCCACGUGCUCUUAUCUGGCUAGGAGCAAGAGUGCUGCUUGUCAGUCAGGAGUGGAAGUUGUCCAUGUUUGUCGCCGUGCAGUUUCAUACCACUCUGUGAAUACCACCACCCCCUGCAUCACUCAUAAACUCCAGCACCACCCUUGUUCAGCCAACCACAGGCCACCUGCCUCCCCCAAGUCCAACGCCAACCAGCACAGAAGCAGCAGUCCAGCACAGAUCGAAGCCGUGAGACGAGAUGUCAACAAGAAGGGCUCAAAUGGUGGUUCAGGCAAUAAAUCAAGAGUGAAACCUGCCACGGGUUCUCAAAUUAGAACAACCUCCCCAUCACCAGAGCGGAGCCCUCGACGAUCGAUCAGCAGACAUUCGAGACCGCUGCAGCUGGAGCUCCCAUCUGUUCCGGAAGAGGAUGCUGCUGCAUGCGGCUCUACCUUCUCUGCUGGCAACACAAGGCCUGUGAGGGGAUCAGGUAAAGGUCAGCCAGAGAAACAAAGACAAGGCGAUCCACCAGAGACUCCGUGUUCCAACCCGUCCGACUCUCAGCCUGAGGCUUUAUCCAGAACAGCUCUGGGUGGAACUGCUCAGGCUCCUGAGGUCGUGACCCAGCCCUCCUCUGGCACUUCAGACCCAGAGGAAGCGUCACGUCUUUUGGCUGAGAAGAGGAAAGUGGCUCGACUAAAACGGGAGAAAGAGGAGCAGGAACGCCCACAGCGAGAGGAAGAUGAAAGGUGUAACCGUGAGGAACCGGAUCGCAGGAGAGCUCAGGAGCGAGCUCAACAGGAGGCUGAGGCCCAGAGACUCGUAGAAGAGAAGAGGAGGAGGGAGGAAGAGGAGCAGAGAAGAGCGGAAGAGGAGAGAGCUCAGGCUAAAAAGGAAGCUGCCCUUCUGCAGAAGCAGAGAGAAGAAGAAUUAUCAAAAGAAAGAGAGAGAGCUGAAGAACUGAAGAGAGAGCGAGACACUGCAGCACAGAAAGACGAGGCGGAACGCCAAGCAAGAAAAAAGAGACUUGAGGAGAUCAUGCGGAGAACCAGAAGGACAGAUUCUCCAGAUACAAAACCUGCACUAGCGAGGAUCCUUCCAAGUCAGUCCCAACCAAAAGAAAACACAGUGCCUGCUGUGCAAAACGGAACGAUAGAGGACGCUGUCAAGCUGCCAGUAGGGGCCAAGUCCUCCCAGCUGGGGUUCAGCAACGAGGAGGACGUGGUACCGGUGGUGGCCUUCAGAGAGCGAAGAUCACUGAGAGCCCUUUCUGGUUUGGAGGAGAUCCAGACCCAGCAAAGAGCAGAAGUCAUCUGAUGUCCUGCUGAGUAGACAGGGACAUCGUUGGAGAGCCGCAGGAAGCUGCAGAACAGCCAUGUUGUUGCUAACCUUCAGCGCCUUGAUGGAGCAUGUAAACUCACAGCCUUGCCUCCUCGGGAGGACGUCAGCAUCUUCUUACUAAUCUGUUUGUAGUCAGUGGCACAAAUAUUACAUCAGUUAAAUAUUACAUAUUAAUCUAAAAUAGCAGAAUUCUGAUCACUUACAGACGUAUCCUAAAGUGCUGUAGAGCUCGUACCUGAUGAUAGUUUGUUGUCAAAGGCCGUUACUGACCACUCCAACAGUCACAUCUUGUUCUGUGCUUUUCUGCUCUUACCUGAUAGCUCUUGCUUCCAAAGUGCUCUGCCUUCCUUUGCAGAUGUAGAAUAGAUCAAGACGUGUGUCUGUGAAACAUGAGUUACUGCAAUCGGAGAGACAACAAUCAAAUAUGUAAAAGCUGCUACAGGAGCAUAGCUUCCAAAGACUUGCUUUAAUUUUAUAAGUGUGUGUGUGUGUGUGUGUGCGUGCGUGCGUGUGUGUGUGUGUGUGUGUGUGUGUGUGUGUGUGUGUGUGUGUGUGUGUGUGUGUGUGUGUGUGGUUUUAGAGGAUACAAUGCACAAUGCUGUUUUUGCACUGACUGUUGCUUUGAUGUUGUGCAACCACCCAACAAAGCAAAGUCCCGUAGGUUAAAUGUGUUUAUUAUAAUAAAAGUAGAAAAUGUGACGGAUUCUUCCUAUUUGAUCUAAUAGCUUAAGUGCUGCUCAUGACUAGCUUGUUAAAGUGUCUGAAUAUAUGCCAUAAUUGAUUAAAGUUGAAUCUAUGCUCAAUCUA